UAUUAAUGUUAUUAUGAAUUUUGUCUUAUUAUUUAAUAUGUAAAUUUUCUGUGGGCUAAAAAGCAAAGAAAAAUACAAACCAUCACAUCUCCUCUUCUAAAUUAGCACUUAAAAAAAAUUAACAGAGAAAAACACACAGAUAAUGACCAUUGAGAAAAUAAAAAAAAUCAUAGGUUAAAAUAAAAUGUUGUUCUUCACCAAGAAACAUAACAGAACUUCUCCUUCUUCUUCAAUGGCACAUUCUUCUCUCUCUUCUCUCCUUCUCUCUCACUCUCACCAAUCAAUUAACCCUUUCCCUACCUUUAAUCCAAAUUCUAAACCAAACCCCUUUCUCACACAACGUUCAUUAUCUUUCUCUAUUAAAAACUCUUCAAAUAACAGCAAUAACAAAAUCACAUACCCACCGCAGCCACCGCCACCGCAACAGGAGAAAAAGUCAUUUGCUGUGGUCACAGGAGAGCUUUUCUUGGGAAUUGCGUCGAGGUUGUUGAAAAGUGGCAGCAGAAAUAAAUAUAAAGAUGGAGACUUUUCUAAUUCUGGUGUCUCUUUGUUCGAGAAAUCUAAUGGUAAUGCGAAUGUCGAUUAUGAAGAGAGAAUUGGGGCUGUUAUGGAGGAUGAGAUAGAGCCUGAGGUUAUUUGGGAACAAAGGGUUAAAGAUAUUGAGGCUGAGAAAGAACGGCGUGUCGUUACAAGUCCUGGGUUUAGUUUUUCUGCUGCUGGCUUGUUGUUUCCUUAUCAUCUUGGUGUUGCUCAAUUGCUUAUUGAAAAGGGUUAUAUUAAGGAAACUACACCAUUGGCUGGUUCCUCUGCUGGUGCCAUAGUCUGUGCAGUGAUUGCUUCAGGGGCUAGUAUGCAUGAGGCCCUAGAAGCUACCAAAGUGCUGGCCGAAGACUGUAGGUUAAGAGGGACCGCAUUUCGACUUGGGGCUGUUCUUCGUGAUGUUCUUGAAAAGUUUCUGCCUGAUGAUGCUCAUAUCAGGUCUAAUGGCAGGGUUCGUGUUGCUGUGACUCAGAUUUUGUGGAGGCCCAGGGGUUUACUAGUGGAUCAAUUUGACUCCAAAGAAGAUCUCAUAAAUGCAGUUUUCACUUCUUCAUUUAUUCCAGGAUAUCUUGCACCAAGACCUGCCACAAUGUUUCGAAAUCGACUUUGCAUUGAUGGGGGUUUGACAUUGUUUAUGCCACCUACAUCUGCUGCUCAAACGAUUCGCGUUUGUGCUUUCCCGGCUAGUCGAUUGGGUCUGCAAGGAAUUGGGAUUAGCCCUGACUGCAAUCCUGAAAAUAGAGCUAGCCCUAGAGAGCUUUUCAACUGGGCACUGGAGCCAGCAGAAGAUGAUAUCCUUGACAGACUAUUUCAGCUUGGAUACUCAGAUGCAGCUGUGUGGGCUGAGGAGAACCCAGUUGAUAAAGUAGUUCAGGAUGACAGUCCUACAGUUGAAAAUGGCUUGGCAAAUAGCUGAUCAUAAAGUGAUAUCCCAGCUUGAUAUUGAAGAUGCCCUUUUUUUUUUAGUUCUCACAUUAGUUCCAUACCUUGGAUCAAAAUAGUGUUUCAUUUAGGGCACGAAUGCCCAUUUUCUGUUUCUUGUACUAUAUUGUACAGUAAACUUUGUAAACUAACUAAUAUUAAGUAUCUCAAAAAGGAAAUGGAAAAAUAAGAAAAGCAAAAUUGUAUA
This is a messenger RNA of Ricinus communis (castor bean), 1669 nucleotides long. Its product is annotated as patatin-like phospholipase domain-containing protein 4. Gene Ontology annotation, cellular component: membrane; lipid droplet; cytoplasm. Gene Ontology annotation, biological process: lipid homeostasis; triglyceride catabolic process. The record is from RefSeq and is a predicted model, not a curated record. Lineage: Eukaryota; Viridiplantae; Streptophyta; Magnoliopsida; Malpighiales; Euphorbiaceae. The transcript has 7 exons. Bases 185 to 1456 code for a protein of 423 amino acids. Gene Ontology annotation, molecular function: triacylglycerol lipase activity.